AAGAGCGACCCCUUUCUCCCGCCAGCACAUUAACGGUUCUUCUGCCCGAGGAACUCACAUUCGUGAUAUCCUCUUUUCCUCGGACGCUUCAUCAAGCUGACCAUACUUGCUGCGAUAUUUCAGCCGUGACAUUGCGACCGCGUGCACGCGCGCGCGCACCGGAGGAAACACCACGCCGGACGCCGCAACAUCGAUCGCGUCCGCGUUUCCUCUAGCAGUAUUGCGGCAACGGUAUUCGAGCGCACCGGUCUCUAACGCCACGACACCCUUUCACGGUACAAUUUCACCUUUCUACAAUGCCCUAUUUACUCGAGCCGUUUUAUUUCAUUCCUUCGACCUUUCCGCGACGCUCUUGUCGAUCUUGACCUUCGUUCCCUCUGGUGCCCCCCGAUUCUAACGCGACGUAUUGUUAUCGUUAAGGAAGCUCGGUAUCUUCACAUUCGUUGAUAAGAAUUCUCGGACAAGCUGCGCAAGUGUUUGACAAGUUCUAUUGUUCACGGGAUCGUGACUUUUAUAUUUACGGCCAAGAAGACUUGGGACGUCAACUAUUUGGAACCGGAAAUAUCGAAGUACAAUAAGAAUCAAAUAAGGAUGGCGUUAACAUGGUGGGAGGCGAUAUUAUUAGUGAUAAUAGUGCUCGUCAGUUUGAGGACUUUUAUAAAAGCCACUAUUCUAAUGUGGAAGAAGUUAAUCGCCCCUAAUCUUGGAUUCGGAAUUGAUUUACGAACACAAGGAAAAUGGGCAGUAGUAACCGGUGCGACAGACGGACUUGGAAAAGCGUUCGCCAAAGCGCUUGCCGAAAAGGGUCUGGACAUCGUCCUAGUCUCGCGAUCCAUAUCCAAACUGAAAGACGUGGCUGCCGAAAUCAAACAGAAAUACGGGGUCGAGACCCGCAUUGUGGAGGCUGAUUUAACCGAAGGUCAGGUGGUUUACGCAGAAAUCGCCAAAGUGACAGAGGACUUGGAGGUGGGCGUCCUCGUUAACAAUGCCGGCGCGAGUUACGAUCAUCCCGAAUUGUUUACAAAUGUGUCGGAGGAAGUUCUCGCGAGGAUACUGCAAUUAAACGUGGCUGGCGUAACAGGGGUCGCAAGGGCUUUACUACCCGGUAUGCUAGAGAGAAAGAAAGGCGUGGUGAUAAACAUCAGUUCAACAACGGGCAGUAUGCCGAGUCCUUAUCUGUCUGUUUAUGCUGCCAGUAAAGCAUACAUCGACAAACUCAGCGCCGAUUUAGCGGUAGAAGCGGCGCCAAGAGGAGUCACUGUCCAAUGCGUUUCUCCUGGGCCUGUAGCUACGAAGAUGUCAAAGAUCAGGAGAUCAACAUGGAUGGCACCUACUCCGGAAAAAUUCGUCGAGGCGUCGUUGAAAACGGUCGGCAUAGAAUCGCGCACGACUGGUUAUCCGCCUCAUUCCUUGUUUGUCGGAUUCGUGAAUGCUUUUUGUUAUCUGUGCGAAGCGGGCACGGUGUGGCUAGUAACAAGGACAAUGCUCAAUUUAAGAGGUCGUGCUCUUCGUCACAAAGCAAAGGCGAAGGUUCAAGAAGAUGCAACGCAACGUGAUGCUCUUCGUACAGAUUAAUUAUGAAAUAAAAUUCAUAUAUUAAUAACGACGUUCUCGUCAUUAUUAUGACGUCCGUUACCUUAUUAAUAAAUAAAUUUUGUACAUUACGUAUGGAA
Odontomachus brunneus is the source of this 1673-nucleotide messenger RNA. It is a transcript of the gene spidey, whose product is annotated as very-long-chain 3-oxoacyl-CoA reductase. Gene Ontology annotation, molecular function: oxidoreductase activity. The coding region runs from base 592 to 1575 and encodes 327 amino acids. Gene Ontology annotation, cellular component: endoplasmic reticulum. Lineage: Eukaryota; Metazoa; Arthropoda; Insecta; Hymenoptera; Formicidae. The transcript is spliced from 4 exons. The record is from RefSeq and is a predicted model, not a curated record.